Penicillium pulvis is the source of this 3126-nucleotide messenger RNA. RefSeq lists its product as uncharacterized. Gene Ontology annotation, cellular component: endoplasmic reticulum membrane. Lineage: Eukaryota; Fungi; Ascomycota; Eurotiomycetes; Eurotiales; Aspergillaceae. The record is from RefSeq and is a predicted model, not a curated record. The transcript is spliced from 9 exons. Bases 1 to 3126 code for a protein of 1041 amino acids. Gene Ontology annotation, molecular function: Glc3Man9GlcNAc2 oligosaccharide glucosidase activity. Gene Ontology annotation, biological process: oligosaccharide metabolic process; protein N-linked glycosylation.
AUGGUGCUGAUCGACAAGCAAGAGUACCUCUCCGAGGAGGAGAAGCGUCUGAAGGAGGACCGCGAACGCACUCGCUAUUGGAAGCGAUGGGGCCCUUAUGUGGCAGAGCGACAAUGGGCGACUGUACGUGAGGAUUAUUCUGAUGAUGGUGAUGCUUGGAGUUACUUUUCCCAUGACCAUGCCCGGUCGCGUACCUUCCGCUGGGGUGAAGAUGGAAUUGCUGGUGUUUCUGAUACUCAUGGAAUUGAAAAUAUUGCAUUUUCCUUCUGGAACGAGAAAGAUGAAUUCCUCAAGGAGCGUCUGUUCGGUCUGUCCAAUCCACAAGGUAACCACGGCGAGAGUGUAAAGGAAGCGCAUUUCCAUGUGGAUAAUACUCCAACGCAUUCGUACAUGAAGUUUCUCUACAAAUACCCCCAGAACAAGUUCCCUUACGAGCAGCUCGUAGAGGAGAAUGCGAAGCGAUCGCGCUUAGAGCCAGAAUACCAGAUUCUUGACACCGAUGCGUUCAAGGACAACCGGUACUGGGACAUUUUCAUUGAAACUGCCAAGGAAGGGGAUGAUGCGGACGAGCUGCUCUUCCGGGUCAUUGCGUACAACCGUGGCCCGGACCCCGCUCCCUUGCACAUUGUUCCUCAGGUAUGGUUCCGAAACACCUGGUCUUGGGGAUAUGAAAAGCAGGGUGAGAAACCAGUUAUCAAGGAAGAAGGCCCACGAGUUGCCAAAUCCAGCCACCACAAGCUGGGUGAGCGCUACGCGUGCUUCGCGCCUUCCCCUCCGGUGGGCUCUGGGGACGAGGACAUCCAGCCGGAAUUGCUCUUCACGGAGAACGAAACCAACAAUGAGAAGCUGUGGGGCACCAAGAAUGACCAACCCUACGUGAAAGAUGCUUUCCAUCGCUACAUCGUCGACGACGAGAAAGAUGCUGUCAACCCAGCCAAGGAGGGAACGAAGCUCGCAGCCUGGUAUGCUUUUGACGAUGGCGACGAGGUUCCCCCGGGAGAAUGUGCGGUGGUUCGAUUCCGUUUCUCUCUGAAGAAGAAUGACUUCGUGGAUGAGGAAGAGCUCGAUGAUGUGAUUGAGGCGCGUCGCGCUGAGGCUGAUGACUUCUAUCACCACAUCAGCCCCCUUCCUAUGAGCGACGAUCUCAGGAACAUUCAGCGACAGGCUUUCUCGGGAAUGAUGUGGUGUAAGCAGUACUACAACUUCAUCUAUGAUCAAUGGAGUACUGGUGAUCCAGCUGAAAUCCCGCCGCCGCCGGGCCGAAAGGGCAUUCGAAAUGAACAAUGGCGCCAUCUGCACAUCGACGACAUUUUAUCGAUGCCAGACUCGUGGGAGUAUCCAUUCUUUGCUGCAUGGGAUACCGCAUUCCACUGUAUUCCUCUUGCGAUGAUGGACCCCGAUUUUGCCAAGAAGCAACUCGAUCUUAUGACUCGUGAAUGGUACAUGCAUCCUAAUGGUCAGCUUCCUGCCUACGAGUGGAACUUUGGUGAUGUCAACCCGCCAGUGCACGCAUGGGCUGUUUUCCGCACCUUCAAGAUUGAGCGAAAGAUGUAUGGACGACAGGAUUUGGAUUUCCUUGAGCGUGUUUUCCAGAAGUUGCUUCUGAACUUCACCUGGUGGGUCAAUCGCAAGGAUUUCGACGGCAAGAACGUUUUCGAGGGCGGUUUCUUGGGUCUGGACAACAUUGGCCUGUUCAACCGCUCUGAGCCGCUGCCGACCGGUGGUGUUCUUGAGCAGGCUGAUAGUACAGGCUGGAUGGCUUUCUAUUGCCUGUGCAUGCUCAACAUUGCCCUGGAGCUGGCCAAGCACCGUAGGAUCUACGAAGACAUUGCAUCCAAGUUCUUCGAACACUUCAUCCUCAUCAGUGAUGCGAUGACAUUCCGCAACGGCGAGGACAACAUCCAGUCUCUGUGGAACGAGGAAGAUAGCUUCUACUAUGACGCCAUCUCUUACGGAGGCCCAUGGACACAGCAGUUGCCCAUCCGAUCCCUGGUGGGAUUGAUCCCGCUGUAUGGCGUGCUCACCCUCGAGCCGGAGCUGAUCAACAAGUUCCCGUCAUUCAAGCGACGACUUGAAUGGUUUGUCGAGAACAAGGCCGAUGUCGCAGAGCGCAACAUUGCUAGUAUCAAGAGACGCGGCAAGGACGACCGACUGCUCCUGGCUCUCGUGAGCAAAGACCGCCUAGAGAAGAUUCUCAAGCGCAUGCUCGAUGAGACCGAGUUCUUGGCUAAGCACGGCAUUCGAUCCAUGUCCAAAUACCACGAGGACAACCCCUACUCGAUGGACGUCAACGGGGAGACCUUCAAGGUGGGAUACGUUCCUGGCGAUUCGGACAGCGCUGUGUUUGGUGGCAACAGCAACUGGCGUGGGCCGAUCUGGCUGUGCGUCAACUUCCUCUUGGUCGAGUCACUCCUUCGCUUCUACAUGUUCUAUGGCGAUUCCUUCAAGGUAGAGUGUCCGACUGGCUCCGGCGAGUACAUGCAUCUGGGCCAUGUAGCCGAGGAGCUCCAGCACCGCAUGCAGCAUCUCUUUGCUCGGAACGACGAGGGUCGCCGUGCCUGCAACGGCUCAAAUGAUCUUCUCGAUUUCGAUGAGCACUGGAAGGACUACAUGUGGUUCAAUGAGUUCUUCGACGGUGACAGCGGUCGCGGUCUCGGUACCUCCCACCAGUGUGGCUGGACUGGAUUGAUCGCAAAGAUCAUUCACGACACAGGUAUCAACUGUCGUCUCCCUCAGACCCCACGUGGCCCCUUCGCUGCUGCCUCCCAUUACUUCGACGAUAUUUUCUCGCGAUCCACACGGGGUCGUGGAAUCGGCUCCAGAAGACCAUCCGUCCGCCGCUCUUCUACAAACCGGUCCAUCGGAAACCGCAGUGACUUCAACUCGACUGUCGCAGGUGAUGCCACCCCGGUAUCAACUUAUUUGGAUGAUGAGGAAGUGAUGAGCCCCGUCAGCAGACGCGGAAGCACUCCUGCCCUCUCUACCAAUGGAGAUGGUGAGCGUGAGGAGCACAUCAACAACUACGUGGAGAGCCAGCUGCAACGUGUGCGCAGCUCUGCCUCGAUUGCCACCUACGAGGAUGAGCUUGAGACGCAGGCUGAGAAGGAGAAUGGAUCUGGCCACUGA